Molecule: messenger RNA, 6015 nt
Organism: Vespa mandarinia (Asian giant hornet)
Lineage: Eukaryota; Metazoa; Arthropoda; Insecta; Hymenoptera; Vespidae
Gene: dsd
Product: attractin-like protein dsd
Cellular component (GO): Golgi apparatus
Molecular function (GO): protein binding
Source: RefSeq, a predicted model, not a curated record
UUGUCUCUGACAUGGAAGCCUAUCAAAAUGGCAGAGAUCGUGCAGAUGUUUUUGUUUCUGUAUAAGUCAAAGUACCGUCGGAAACGUCGUCGGCCUUCACGGCAAGUAGAGCUGACACGCUUUCAAGAGUGUGGUGCGAUCACGUUGCCAUGCUUGCCUCCGCUCUGGUGGGCGGCGUUGCUCUGCUGUUGGCUCCUGCACCUUACGGCGGCCUCCUCCUCCUCGUCGACGACGACGACGACAACGGAACCAAGCUGCGACAGCGAGAGCUGCAUCAACGGGGAUUGCGUCAAUGGUACUUGCUUGUGUCGCGAGGGAUGGCAGGGUCCAGCUUGCCAAUUCUGCGGUGGCAAAGUCAGAUUGACGGAACCAACGGGAAGCAUUCACGAUGGUAUAGGCAACUACACGGCAGACGUGAGGUGUUCCUGGCUGAUCGAGAGCAGCCCAAAUUCCACGAUACGCAUGCACGUGGAAUUGUUCGCGACGGAAUGCGGCUGGGAUCACCUGUAUAUCUACGACGGUGACAGCGUCGAGGCACCUCUACUCGCGAUAUUCAGUGGUCUCAUGCACAAAGACGGCUAUCACAUACGCCGCGUGCCCGAAGUAAUAGCUCGAUCCGGCAGCGCUUUGCUCCACUUUUAUUCGGACGUUGCCUAUAACAUGAGCGGAUUUAAUAUCACUUACAAGAUCAAUGCCUGUCCAACCAGGUAUUCCUACGUCGAUUGUUCUGGCCACGGUGUCUGUAUAGAUGGUAUGUGCUCGUGCGAUACCUUAUGGACCGGAAAAGCUUGCGACGUCUCGAUGUGUCCAAAUAAUUGCUUUCACAAUCGUCAACACGGCGAAUGCAAUAGAUUGAAGCGUCGCUGCGACUGCAAGCACGCUUAUAAGGGAGUGGACUGUAGUCAAAAGAAAGAUCAUGGAUUUUGGGAGAGCGUCACUUACAAGGACUUCUCUCCCGAAGGUUCGGCCAGUCACUGUUCUAUCGUUUGGAAAGAUUCUCUCUACGUGGUCGGCGGUGAGAGUUUUCAUCGUGCCAAGAUGAUAUACGUUUAUGAUUACAACGGUAACGUAUGGGAAACCCCUCACGUAGAGGGGAAGCUACCUGCACCUCGAUAUGCUCAUUCGUGCGUACUCUUUGGAGACAAGAUAUUUAUGUACGGUGGCGUCGUACAAAAUUCCACCGUCACCAACGAGAUCUGGGCAUUCGACGUGUCGGCUAAAGUUUGGGAAAAUGUCACCGUACACGAUCAUUGUCGCAAUAAGACAAUGUGCGGACCACUUAAGGUAGCUGGGCAUACGGCGAAUCUCGUGCAAAGUUACGGGGAAAAAGAGAAAAUGGUUGUGAUCUUUGGUUAUUCGCCUCAGUAUGGUUACCUGAACACCGUCCAGGAAUAUUACUUGGGAACGCGCGAAUGGCAAAUCGUUGAGACAAUAGGUUUCCCCGUUAAAGGGGGCUACGGUCAUAGUUCUUCUUACGAUCCUUUGACACAUUUGAUAUACGUUUACGGUGGAUACGUGUCCGAGUCGCAGAGCACUCAGAUUCUGACGAAUAAACUCUAUUCCUAUCAUCCCAAGUAUCGCGAGUGGAAGAUAUUGACGGGCGCACCGUCGGCCCGAUUUUUUCACACAGGCGUCUUUAUUUCCGGCGGUCUUAUGCUCGUCUUUGGUGGUAACAUGCAUAACGAUACUCAGCACUCGCACGGUGCUAGGUGUUAUUCCGCUGAUACCAUCGCUUACGACGUUACGUGCGACACGUGGCAACAUUAUUUUAUGCCGAGGGACAUGGCCGACCUACCGAGAUACGGACAUAGCGCGACCGUUUUCGAAGAUUCCAUGUAUAUCUAUGGAGGAUUCGACGGUCAGAUGUUAUCCGACAUGUUGAGGUAUACGCCGGGACAUUGUGAACACUUGACGAAACAAAAUGAGUGUCUGAACGCGAGGACAGGUGUAAAGUGCGUGUGGGAAAAUAUAGGUCGGUGUAUUGCUAUAACGAAAAUACCGCGGCAUGCAUUACUCGAGGACGACAUGCACGAUGGAAAGUACAUGAGGUGCUUGGACGACACGCCACCGCGUGGAAUGACAUCGCACAAGGAAUUGUGCAAGGUCCUGACCGACUGCGUCGCUUGCGUGCAAACGUCGUACAAUUGUGUUUGGUGUGGUAAAAGUUGUUCCUACGAAAUAUGUCGGGAUAAUGCCAAUUCACCGGCCACCGAGGUCAUUAAGGAUUUGGAAAAGUGCGACGCGCACACUGGCGUCGAGUGUCUGCAAUUGCACACCUGUCACGCAUGUUCGAGCAAUCCGCGUUGCAUUUGGUCUUGGUCAAACGGUCCGGAUCGUUGUAAGCCGCAAUCUAAAACGCGCGAGAUUAGCAGUCUGAACGGAACCAUACAAGCUCAGCGCUUAACGAUGGAAACUUGUCGAAGUCCAUGCGCGGAAUACACUUCCUGUAGGAAUUGUACAGAAUCCGAUUGCAUUUGGUGUCAGAACGAAGCAAAGUGCGUCGACAAAAAUGCAUAUCCCGCUAGUUUUCCGUACGGCCAAUGUCGUGCAUGGACAACGAUCGAGGCAAGGUGCCGUGCCACUGGAAAUGGAAGGGAAUGGUGUAGCUUUUAUUUAUCUUGUUCGGCGUGUAGAUCGGAUCCUGGUUGUGGGUGGUGCGACGAUGGAUCCGGUACAGGAAAAGGACAAUGUUUGCCUGGCGGGGCUCGUGGUUCAAGCAGUAGGAGUUUAGAAACGUGUUCGUUCGAUCAUUGGUACUUUACCACGUGUCCAACUUGCCAAUGCAACGGUCAUAGUAAGUGUCUUCCAAACAGCAGUGUUUGUAUUCAACCGUGUGGAAAUUUAACUUACGGACAGAAUUGUGAUAAAUGCAUUCCCGGUUAUUACGGGAGUCCUUUGAACGGGGCAACGUGUCAACCGUGCUCCUGUAAUAAUCAAGGCACACAAUGUUCUAGCGAGACUGGUAAAUGUUUUUGCACGACCAAAGGCAUCGUUGGAGAUCAUUGCGAGCGAUGUGACGUAACGGGUCUUUAUUAUGGCGAUCCUACGAACAAAGGGUCAUGUUUCUACGACUUGGCUAUUGAUUAUCAAUUUACCUUUAAUUUAAGUAAAAAAGAAGAUCGGCAUUAUAGAGCGAUCAACUUUAAGAAUUCCCCACCGAAAGCUGAUAUCGAUGCCGAGUUUUCUAUAACUUGUUCAGUACUUGCAAAGAUGAACGUUACUAUUAAAAGACCAAACAGUCUAGAAAAGCCACUUCUUUUGGGUGCCAAUUGUACGACAAGCAUGUAUAAGCAUCGCUUUAGCAAGGCGGACUACAAUUUUGGUAGCGAAGAGAACAAUACGUUAACAACGUUCUAUGUAUACGUUUAUGACUUUCAGCCACCGUUGUGGAUUCAGAUUUCAUUUUCUCAAUAUUCAAAGUUAAAUCUGCAACAAUUCUUCAUAACUUUUUGCACAGAUUAUAUGCCACCGCACAGGUGUUUCCUUGCCCUACUUCUAGUAGCCGCGAUUUUAUGGAAGAUCAAACAAAAGUAUGACAUGUACAGAAGAAGGCAACGACUAUUCGUGGAGAUGCAACAAAUGGCCAACAGGGCCUUCAGUCAAGUACUCGUAGAAAUAGAGAGGCGAGACGUCGUCGACAACGAUACUGACAGAGGUGACGGUGAAUACAACAAUUGUCGAAAAAAGAAAAAGGAUGCACCUAGUCCGAUCGCACUGGAGCCCUGUUCUGGUAACAGAGCAGCAGUCUUAUCCUUGCUAGUCAGAUUGCCUACCGGUGGUGAGCCGUUUACUCCAGCUGGACAAAGUGCCGGCUUAGCGGUAGCCUCAGCCUUAGUCACAUUGGGUAGUCCACGAAGACCUUCCCAGGAAUUAACGACGAAGGAACCGAAAAAAACUAGAAAGUCGGCCAGUCAACAUCCGGAAUCCACUUGUAUUUAGCGAUAAGCCGAAGAAAGUAGACAAAAUGCAAAUGUUGCAACGUGACUACGAGCCUUAGAAUCGUUUCUGUGAUCUUGCCUGUAUUAGUGGCAGGACAAUCGAUUAUCUUAUAACUAUGACAGAGCGACGUAGCAAAUGUCAAUGUCACACGACCUACGUACAUACGUUGUGUGUCGAUGACAAAUUUUAUAAGUGGUCAAAGUUUAUUCUAUCGUCGAAUGAGAAGAACCGAAGCGUCGUUAAAACUUGGCUACGUCUUCAUUCAAAGAAAAUGAACGAGAAGAUAAUUUAAUCAAGAAAAGAAAUGAUUUUUGUAUUUAUCGUCUUACACAAAAAUUUUCGGUAAGUAGUAUUCAUUUUGAAAAUUUAUUUAAACAUUCGGCGCGAGAGGGUUUAUCAAGUAAGACGAUUUCUUCACGAAUUUAGAUAACUUUUCAAACUGUUUCUCGAAUUCAUUUAUACAGCAAGUAAAACGAGUAUCCGCGGUUAAAAAGUUAUUUGGAUUUUAAAUAACGCUUACGAAUACUUGCGUUUACUUGCUAUAGUUUCAAUCAACGAUGUAUAUUCUUGUAUAUAUAGUAUUUCUUAGAUAACACUAUUUUGCUUUUAUCGUGAAAGAUACAAUAUAAUUGAGAACGUGUUUAUUUUCUAAUUAAUAAUGUAUCGAAUCAAUUUACAAGGUAGUUUAUAUUGCCACACUUUUUACGAAUGUGGUAAAAUGCGUUUACUCGAAAGGAAUAUUCAUGUUUCACUUAUAUUUCGUAUCUUUUACGUUCAUCAAAUACAUUAACGGCAAUAGUAUAUCAUACAGGUAAAUAUAUCAUAACUUCCAACAUAAACCGGAUAAAAAUAGUGGAUUUUUAAUAUCAUUUUUACUAUUAUUACCAUCAUUGCCAUCAUCGUUAUCCUCAUCGUCGUCGUCGUCGUCGUCGUCGUCGUCGUCAUCGUCGUCGUCGUCGUCGUCGUCGUCAUCGUCGUCGUCGCCUUAUCAUCCUUGACGUCGUUAUUACAACCAUUAAUAUUAAAAUAAAAGGAAUUUCUUUUUGUUUUAUAUAUAUAUAUAUAUAUAUAUAUAUAUAUAUAUAUAUAUAUAUUAUAUAUAUAGGGGAACCUUAAUAAACUAAUUGGAAUUAGUUGAUAAUUUUGACACUGAGAAAAACAGAUUUGCCACGAGUGCUUUGAAUGUAUUAACAUAUGUUUAUAUAUCGAUAGGAAUCAAAAAUCAUGACAAGCAAGAGGAUAAAUUGUAUAUUUUCAUUUGGGUAGAAUGGAAGAUUAUUAUGGUCUGUAAACGAAUGAAAAUAAUGGGGAAUGUGUAACGGUACAAAAGUUACUGUUUAUACCAUCCUUUUAUCCUAAGAUAUGUGUGAAUAUUAAAUUCUAAAUUAUUGCAAGCGAAUGGAGUUUGCGUUAAGAAUGCAAAACUUUGUGUCCUUGUAGAUAGAACGAUAAUUCUUUAUCCAGUUUUGUACUUGAGUGGGUUGCGUAUUGUGCCAAAUCAAUUUAUCAUAUUGGUCUAAAGUCGAAUAAAAAAGUAUAAUAUUUAUUAAUAUACAAAAUUUAGCAGAGAAUGUAUAAAAAGGAAUACGUAUAAAGAUAAGGGACAGAACAAUCCAGGCUAAAACGUAUUAAUUGACAUUAGUUAUUUCUUUUUUACAGACGAAUAUUUCCAUGAAAUCUUCAUGAUUUUGUAAUUAACUAGGGCAUUGCUAAUCAUUUUUUUUACUUUGUUGGAUAAACCAAAGAGAGAAGGUUGUCAAUUUUAUAAUAAGUUAUGAUCUGGAUUGUCUUAUACUAGAAAGUGUUUUUAUCUUACAAAGUAAAAAUUAGUGCUGGUUUUGUUUCAAUCUUCUAACAAACGUUUUCUUCCAAUCUUUCAAUAAUAACAUGUACAAAUUUUUAUCGUCUUUUACUUAUUAGCUAGUUGUUUGUAUUAAGCAAAAUAUGAUCUCAUCUCUGUAUUGCUUUUAUUUUUACUCGAGCGUUUAUUAAUCUUUUAGAAAAAAUAAUGUCCAAUUUGACGUUUAAUUUCAUUCUCAAACAGAAGAAAAAAAAGAAAGAAAAAAAAGAAAAAAA